AUGUCUUCUAUGAUGUUCCUCAACAGGGCUGGUGCCCGAGGUAUCCGCAGCGUUGCUCAGACUCAGCAAAUGCGAACUGCUGCGACUUUGGCUACCUUCAAGACCCCCAAGGUCUUUAACGAGCCCAACCACCACUAUGCCAAGGGCAGUGACCAGCGCGAGGGUCUGACUGCUGCUAUUGAGAAGCUCCAGAAGAAGCUGCCCAUUGAGGUUCCCGUUGUAGUUGGUGGCAAGCAGAUCAAGGCCUCCGCUCUCUCCAAGCAGCAGAACCCUGCCGACCAUGCCACCACUGUCGCCUCUUACCACACCGCUACCACCGCUGAUGUUUCGGCCGCAAUCGACGCUGCUCUUGCUGCUAAGCCUGCCUGGGAGGCACUCCCAUUUGCUGAUCGAGCUGCUGUCUUCCUCAAGGCCGCCGACCUCAUCUCCACCAAGUACCGCUACGAUAUCAUGGCCGCCACUAUGCUCGGCCAGGGCAAGAACGCUUGGCAGGCCGAGAUCGACGCCGCUGCUGAGCUGGCUGAUUUCCUCCGCUUCAACGUUCACUACGCUGAGCAGCUCUACAACACCCAGCCUGAGCACAACUCUCCCGGCGUCUGGAACCGUCUCGAGUACCGUGCCCUCGAGGGUUUUGUGUACGCUGUCAGCCCCUUCAACUUCACUGCCAUUGCCGGUAAUCUCCCUGGUGCCCCUGCUCUUCUCGGAAACGUCGUUGUGUGGAAGCCCAGUGACUUUGCCAUUGCAUCGAACUGGCUGGUCUACCAGAUCCUCAUCGAGGCUGGUCUCCCCAAGGAUGUCAUCCAGUUCGUUCCUGGUAACCCUGUAGACAUCACCAAGGUUGUUCUGGAGCACAAGGAGUUUGCUGCUCUCCACUACACUGGAAGCACCGCUGUCUUCCGUCAGCUGUAUGGUACCAUCGGUCAGGGUAUCGCUGAGGGCCGAUACAGAGGCUAUCCUCGUGUCGUUGGUGAGACUGGCGGCAAGAACUUCCACCUGAUUGACCCUACAGCUGAGAUCGACAAUGCUGUCAAGCAGACUGUCCGUGGUGCCUUUGAGUUCCAAGGCCAGAAGUGCAGUGCCACGUCUCGACUUUACGUCCCUAAGUCCAUGUGGCCCGAGUUCAAGGAGAAGCUUGUGGCUGAGGUUGAGGCCAUCAAGAUUGGCAACCCUACUGAACACUCCAAUUUCAUGGGUCCCGUCAUUCACGAGGCUUCAUUCAAGAAACUCUCCGGUGCCAUUGAUGAGGCCAAGUCCGACAAGGACCUCGAACUAGUUGUCGGUGGAAAGUACGACUCUUCCAAGGGCUACUUCAUUCACCCUACUAUCUACGCCACUACCAACCCCAACCACAAGUUCUUCUCUACUGAGUUUUUCGGCCCUAUCCUCACCACCUACAUCUACGACGAUGCUGCCCCCAACGCCAUGGCUGACGUCUGCAAGCUCAUUGAGACCACCUCCGACUAUGGCCUAACUGGUGCCGUGUUCGCUGCUGACCGUGAAGCUUCCCGCUUCGCCGAGGAGCACCUCCGUAACGCUGCCGGAAACUUCUAUGUCAACUGCAAGAGCACUGGCGCUGUUGUCGGCCAGCAGCCCUUCGGUGGCUCUCGUGCUUCCGGUACUAACGACAAGGCCGGCAGCCAGAACCUCCUGACCCGCUUCGUCAAUGUUCGGGCGAUCAAGGAGGAGUUCACUCCUACCACCAAGAUCACCUACCCCAGCAACGAGGUCUAA
Fusarium tjaetaba is the source of this 1731-nucleotide messenger RNA. Its product is annotated as delta-1-pyrroline-5-carboxylate dehydrogenase mitochondrial. Gene Ontology annotation, cellular component: mitochondrial matrix. Gene Ontology annotation, molecular function: L-glutamate gamma-semialdehyde dehydrogenase (NAD+) activity. Bases 1 to 1731 code for a protein of 576 amino acids. The record is from RefSeq and is a predicted model, not a curated record. The transcript is spliced from 2 exons. Lineage: Eukaryota; Fungi; Ascomycota; Sordariomycetes; Hypocreales; Nectriaceae.